Molecule: messenger RNA, 366 nt
Organism: Aricia agestis (brown argus)
Lineage: Eukaryota; Metazoa; Arthropoda; Insecta; Lepidoptera; Lycaenidae
Exons: 2
Coding region: 1-366 (121 amino acids)
Source: RefSeq, a predicted model, not a curated record
AUGAAAGGUGUUUUAGAACUCGUCUUGCUAGCGGCAUGUUUGACAACAGCCUCAGCGUAUACGGAUAUCGAUGACAACUACGACUAUGAAACAGUUCUGAAAAACGUGACGCUACUUACAGAGUUCCUUGGCUGUUUCCUCGACAAGAACCCUUGCUCAGAUGUAGAGCAGCAUAUCAAAAUUCACUUAUACGACGCGGUAGUAAACCUGUGUGCUAACUGCGACGAUAUACAACGACACUACGCGCGGGCCAUGGACGAGGUUAUGAAAGCGAAGUAUCCAGUAGAAUACGAGAAGUACAAAAAGAAGUAUGAUCCAGAGGGAAACCAUUAUAAUCUGUUUCUGAAGGCUAUAGCGAAGUAUUAG